This is a messenger RNA of Rotaria socialis, 1299 nucleotides long. The record is from the annotation of a GenBank genome assembly. Lineage: Eukaryota; Metazoa; Rotifera; Eurotatoria; Philodinida; Philodinidae.
AUGUCGUCUAAAGAAAUUGAUGUUGUGAGUGUAGAUGAAUUCGAUCCUCGGCGUGCAUUGGGCCUUUGGCAUAUUCUUGCGACCAAUCUUGAUAUGUGGAAAACUAAACUAGCACCAACAAUCACAUAUUCGAUUCACGAUGAAUUACCCGAUGGUCGUAUUCGUAUUAAUGAUCUUGUUGAAUAUUAUACAAAACGACUUUUUGCUGGUUUUGCACCGGCAAGUAUUAAAGGCAUUGACACGCAAUCAGCAAAUAAGCCAAGUCGUUUUCAAUGGCGAGGAAAUGGUCUAUUGAAAUUAUUUACCAGUGACUUUGGCAUUAUUUUUGUCGAUAAUGAAACACCUGCGAGUCAACCGUAUCAAUGGAUUGGAACUAUGUUUAGUUCUACAUUGUUUACACAUGCUGGAGUUGAUUUAAUGACACAAUAUUUAACACAAAAACAAGAACUACACGAUGAACAAAUUCGUAUUGCAUCCGAGAACGGUACACUUCAAACUUGCGAUUGCUGUUGUGAUGAUCAAUUGCUUGAUGAUGAUAUGAUUAGUUGUGACAAUAAUCAUCGAUUCUGCCAAACAUGUAUACGGAAUUAUAUUGAAACUGGUUUUAUAACAAAUGGUGAAUGCUUUUUUACGUGCUUGAAUCCAACAUGUAAAUAUGAAUAUUCAACAUCACUAAUGAAUCAAUUACUUGCACCGACACUUUUCUCUCGUUUACUGAUUAAAAUUCAACAAGAAGAAUUACGUUUAGCAAAUAUCCAGAAUUUCGAACAAUGCAGAUAUUGUACAUUUGGGACAAUUAUUGAUGAUCCUCAUGAACGUGUCUUUAGAUGUUUAAAUCAAGAAUGUUUGAAAGAAACAUGCCGUGCUUGUGGUGAACCGAAUCAUAUUCCAUUACGAUGUGAUGAAGUUGAAAAGAAAGAUGAAUUAGAUAUGAGAACAUUUAUUGAAAAUCGGGUUUCGGAAGCAAUGAUUCGAGUUUGUUAUAAAUGUAAACAACGAUUUUAUAAACUUGAAGGUUGUAAUAAAAUGACAUGUGCUUGUGGUGCUUCUAUGUGUUAUGUUUGUCGUCAGCCGAUUAAAGGUUAUGAACAUUUUAAUAAUAAUGACAAAUGUGGAGCUAAUAUGGAUGCUAUCAAACUACAUCAAGAAGAAAUGCGUUUAGCCUAUGAAGAGGCGAAAAAGGUUUAUGUCGAACGACAUCCAGAAACAAGAGAUUUAGUACUUAAAUAUGAUCCACAACAACAUAUUGAUGGAAAACCACCGAAGGAUACAAGAAAGCCGAAGCGUCGCCGACGUUGA